CGUCCAAAGAUGGCAGCCUCCGUGUGGAAGCGGUGUGUGACUGCAGCAGUCAAAGUUAAAUGUUUAUCUCCGUCUAUUUCAGCCAGAAGAUGGUUGCUGUCAGCGGCUUACACAGAUGCAAAAGUGUGGGAGGAAAGAGAGAGAGAGAAAGAUCCUCAAAACCUGGCCACACUGGCCAGCAUUAUGAACAGAACAUAUGAAAAGAAUCUCCCUGUUAGCUCUCUCACUGUGUCACGGUUUGUUGACAACAUUUCAUCUCGAGAAGAAAUUGAUCAAGCAGAGUACUACCUUUACAGGUUUCGUCACAGUCCAAACUGUUGGUACCUGAGAGACUGGACCAUUCACAGCUGGAUCAGACAGUGUCUGAAAUACGAAGCCAGGGAGAAGGCCCUGUAUACAGUUAAAAACAAGGUCCAGUAUGGAAUAUUCCCAGAUGACUUCACCUUCAACCUGCUCAUAGAUUCUUACAUUAAGGAUGGAGACUUUAAAAAUGCGUGCUCUGUGGUUGAAGAGGUGAUGCUUCAGGAGGCCUUAGACCUUCCCUCCACACAGAUCCUCUCUCUGUACGCUCUGGGCACUUACCUCGCAGGCAGACCACAACUCACUGUGUCAGAGGAGCGGGCGCUGGGAGCAUCGCUGCUCAUCUGUGGAAUGACGCAAGACAGCACUGCUGGCCUCAGCGCUCAGCUGCUUGGCAAUGCUCUGCUAGGAAAGGUGGAGAUGUCGAAGGGCAUACAUGCCGUCUUCAAAGGGAUGCCUCUCUUCUGGGGUCGUGGGUAUCUGGGCCGAGCGCUGGAUGUCAUGGAGAAAGCUGCUUCCGGUGAUGUCAAGCUGUCCAAAGACGCACUGGACUACGUGAAUGGCUUGCUGCAGGAGCUGUCUUCCGCCUCGGACACGGACUCAUCUGGAGAGGAGUCAGCAGGUGAGGAGGCCAAGAAAGAAGACGCCGUGGAUGAAGAUGACCAGGCAGAGCAGGCUAAGCUACCUCAGUACGCCGGCAGGUUCAAGGAGCUGAGCAGCCAGCUGGACUCACAGGGCAAAGUGGACCCCACCUCCUUCCAGGCUUUAGUGACGGCUCUGGCUCAGCAGAACCUGGCGGCUGCAGAGAAAAGAGACUUGGAGCAGUACGAGAUACGGGUACAGGCCUGGGAGGCCGAGACGAGGCACCUGAUCCAGAGAGAGAAGGAGAUGAAGGAGAGGGCCGAGCAGGAGAAACAGGAGCGACUGGCUGCCAAGGCUGCAGCCCAGCAGGGGUAGAGUCUCUGAAGCUGAAUCAACAUCACUGAACUGUCCAUUCAGUAUGUACGUUAAAAUUGUGUAUACAUGGAAGAUCAUAGGAGUCUCAAAAAUUGUGAAAUGUCAACAUUGUCAACGUUACAUCUGCUCGUGUCAUUAUUACUUUUAUAUCUGUUAAUUAUUGUGCACCUAUGUGUUUAAGUAUUGCCCUGUUUUUGUAAAAUUAAAUAGGGCAAAUCUAAAUAUAUAUUUGUCAAAACAAAAUUGAUUUUCAUUUGAUAUUUAUUUGCAUUGAUCAUUCAGUCUCACAUUUAUUGUUUUCUGUCGUGGACUGUGGGAUGAUAUCAUUAUUGGAACAAAUGCACACAUAAAUCCUGAAGCCUGAUGGUCAGGUGGCCCCUCGUAAGCAAAAAGAAGGGAAAGCUGGGGAAAGAUCCCACUCCUUUUCCUCUCUGCCUGCAGUCAUGUGUGUUUUCUGUGUAUGUGUCUGUAGCAUCUUUGGAAGAUUUCUCACAGGGGAUUGAAAGGAGUAUUGCACCGAUGAAAUGCUGAUAACUGUAGGAACAGACACAAAGUUCACACAGUGUGAAAAAGUGAAAAGAUCAGCAUGAGAGUGCAGCAUUAGCGCACGUUAACUGGCAAACUGAGUAAAGCCUGAGUUGUUUUGACUGCGCAGGAAGAUAAGAUAAUAGAUCUUUGGAGAAGAAAAUGCCGUUGUGGUAGUGCACGUAAUGCAUUCAAUCCACAUUAUGUUGCAGCUAUUCAGUAUUCAGAGCAUGGUCUUGGGAAACAGCCUGGUAUGCAGUCCAGGAUGAAUGAGCAGCACAGAAUGCUACAACAAGAGCCAUUGUGACACCCAGGCUCCUUACUGACUGCAGCGCUUCACUCAUAGUCAGUAUUCUCCUAUAUCAGCAUCAUAGAUGUAAUUUAGCUGAAAGAAAAUAUCAUUAGUCAUAUUUAGUCCCUUCUGAAUAUCAUAAUACAAAACCGAUAUUUUUGAAGAAAGUACUAGAGUCUUAACGAGCUAACACACAUCUGAAGGUUUGAUCUGGUUUGAAACUAGCAGGUUAGAAUAGUUAAGGAAGGACUUAAUUGCCAAUUUGGUAAUCAAUGAAUAAAUAAUGGAUGCAUCUCAGUCCUGUUCUGGAGCGUUUGUAUCGCCUCAUCAGCGGAUUAAACUCAUUUCUCAUGGAAAUGUAGUCUGAGCACCUCUAGGACUUCUUUUUUUAUCAGCCUGUAGACAGUGAUGCUACAGACACGUCACUGAACACAUCAACAGCCACAGGUUGAGUUUUUCAAAAGCUUUUAAUACAAUUGAUACUAUCAAAUGUAAAAUUAAUGAAGAUCAUAUCGUUAAAAAAAAAACAAAGUAUUGAUACAAACUGCAGCGAUAUUUGUGCAUAUCCAAAAACCAGCUGAUAUCCAAGUCUGUCAUGAUGUUUAAAAUUAAGCGUGUUCCUUCCGACCAGAUAUGUCGACUUUUCUUUUGUGCAUGUGUCUCUUCCUCAGCCUUGCAAACUGUUGGCUUUAUAGAUUACAGGGCUGACUGUGAACAAGCAAGAGGCUGCGUGUCACAAACUGCAGUAGAACACCCAAACUGAGGCACAAUGCGCUGUAUGCAUGUCUAAAGAAUGCUCCUACAACCUGAAAA
Molecule: messenger RNA, 2887 nt
Organism: Chelmon rostratus (copperband butterflyfish)
Lineage: Eukaryota; Metazoa; Chordata; Actinopteri; Chaetodontiformes; Chaetodontidae
Gene: mrps27
Product: mitochondrial ribosomal protein S27
Exons: 11
Coding region: 10-1257 (415 amino acids)
Cellular component (GO): mitochondrion
Molecular function (GO): protein binding
Source: RefSeq, a predicted model, not a curated record